CCCCUCGGGGGGUCCUGGCAGGGGUCACACGUGUCCCUUGUCCCCUCCCCCCAGGCCAUGUUCCUGUACCUGGCACUGGCAGUGUCACACAGAGUGAGGGUCACAUGUGUCCCCUGUCCCCCAGGCCAUGUUCCCAUACCUGGCACUGUCAGUGUCACACACGGCUGAUGUCCCCUGUCCCCAGGCCAUGUUCCUGUACCUGGCACUCCUGGCCCUGGUGGCACUGUCAGUGUCACACAGAGUGAGGGUCACACGUGUCCCCCGUCCCCAGGCCAUGUUGCUGUACCUGGCGCUGUCAGUGUCACACACGGCUGAUGUCCCCUGUGUCCCCAGGCCAUGUUGCUCUACCUGUCGAUGUCCCCUGUGUCCCCAGGCCAUGUUGCUGUACCUGGCACUGUCAGUGUCACACAGGGUUGGUGUCCCCUGUGUCCCCAGGCCAUGUUGCUGUACCUGGCACUGGCAGUGUCACACAGGGUUGGUGUCCCCUGUGUCCCCAGGCCAUGUUGCUGUACCUGUUGCUCCUGGCCCUGCUCUGGGCGCUGCUGUGGCUGCUGCGGGACCGGCGCACGCUGCCGUCGGUGCGGGACAAGCACGUGUUCAUCACGGGCUGCGACAGCGGCUUCGGGCGCCUGCUGGCGCGGCGCUUGGCCCGCCAGGGCUACCGGGUGCUGGCGGCGUGCCUGACCCCGCAGGGCGCCGAGAGCCUGCGCGGGGACACCCCCGGGGCACACCUGAGAACCGUCCUGCUCGAUGUCACCCGCUCCGACAGCAUCCGCCGCGCCGCCGAGUGGGUGCACAGGGAGGAGGUGGGGGACAAAGGGCUGUUUGGGCUGGUGAACAACGCGGGCAUCGCCAACCCCAUCGGGCCCACGGAGUGGAUGGACAUGGAGGAUUUCCGGCGGGUGCUGGCCGUGAACGCGCUGGGCGCCAUCGAGGUGACGCUGCAGCUGCUGCCGCUGCUGAAGCGCGCGCGGGGCCGCGUGGUGAACACGUCCAGCGUGCUGGGCCGCAUCUCGGCCAACGGCGGCGGCUACUGCAUCUCCAAAUACUGCAUCGAGGCCUUCUCGGACAGCCUCAGGCGGGACAUGCGGCACUUUGGGGUCAAGGUCAGCAUUGUGGAGCCGGGGUUCUUCAAGACCGGCGCGACGGACCUGGACUCGCUGGAGGCGUCGCUGCGGCAGCGCUGGGAGCGCCUGGAGCCGGCCACGCGCAGCAGCUACGGGGAGCACUUCCUGCCCCAGUGUGAGCCCCAGCUCCUCUCCCGAGCGGCUGUCCGCCCCCCAGAGCCCAAAAUUCAGCAUCUCACCCUGCCUCAGUUUCCCCUUCCCUGACCCUUUUCCAC
Melospiza melodia melodia is the source of this 1342-nucleotide messenger RNA. Its product is annotated as retinol dehydrogenase 5-like. Gene Ontology annotation, biological process: retinoid metabolic process; steroid metabolic process. Gene Ontology annotation, molecular function: all-trans-retinol dehydrogenase (NAD+) activity. Lineage: Eukaryota; Metazoa; Chordata; Aves; Passeriformes; Passerellidae. The record is from RefSeq and is a predicted model, not a curated record. Gene Ontology annotation, cellular component: intracellular membrane-bounded organelle.